Rhinolophus ferrumequinum (greater horseshoe bat) is the source of this 2053-nucleotide messenger RNA. It is a transcript of the gene OTULINL, whose product is annotated as OTU deubiquitinase with linear linkage specificity like. Lineage: Eukaryota; Metazoa; Chordata; Mammalia; Chiroptera; Rhinolophidae. The coding region runs from base 16 to 1233 and encodes 405 amino acids. The transcript is spliced from 9 exons. Gene Ontology annotation, cellular component: cytoplasm. Gene Ontology annotation, molecular function: cysteine-type deubiquitinase activity. Gene Ontology annotation, biological process: protein linear deubiquitination. The record is from RefSeq and is a predicted model, not a curated record.
CAGCGCGCGGCCGGCAUGGCGGCGCGGAGGAGCCCCCCGCGGGCGCGGGAGCUGGAGCGGCCUCGCGCCCCCGCCGCAGGUUGGAAGGAGUCGGUGACAAAUGAGAGCAGUGCCCACCGAGGGGGCAGCAGCCAGGCCCGCCUCAGACAUCGCCGGCCCUCCAAGUCCACACAGAUGAGCACCGCCCAGUGGGAAGUAGGCAGAGGCUCUUCACAAGGGAAGAAAGGAAAUGACCAAGUUCACUCUUGGACGUUACUCACGAGCCAUGCCUUAGACACGGUGUGGAGACUAGCCAAGGGGUCUGUGCUGUUGGCAGUGUCGUUCCUGGUGGCCGCCCUCUGCUACUUCAGGAGGCUGCAUGUGCGUUUAGGGCACCGGCUGAAAUGGUGGAUUGGAUACCUACAGAGGAAAUUCAAAAGGAACCUCAGUGUGGAGGCAGAAGUUGAUUUACUCGGUUACUGUGCAAGAGAAUGGAAAGGGGAGACGCCGCGUGCCAAGCUGAUGAGGAAGGCUUACGAGGAGCUGUUUUGGCGGCGUCACAUUAAGUGUGUUCGACAAGUGAAGAGAGACAAGUACGAUGCGCUCAGAUCAGUGUUGUUUCAGAUAUUCAGUCAGGGCCUCUCUUUUCCUUCCUGGAUGAAAGAAAAAGACAUUGUGAAGCUACCUGAAAAGCUGCUCUUUUCACAAGGUUGUAAUUGGAUCCAACAGUACAGUUUUGGUCCUGAGAAGUACACAGGCUCACACGUGUUUGGAAAAUUACGUAAAUGUGUGGAAUUAUUGAAAACACAGUGGAUUGACUUCAGUGCAAUUAAAGAUUAUCACAAGAGAGGAAGUAUGUGCAACAUCCUUUUCUCUGAUGCCAUUCUGGAAUAUAAACUGUACGAAGCUUUAAAGUUCAUCAUGCUGUAUCAAGUCACUGAAGUGUAUGAACAAAUGAAGAUGAAAAAGGUCAUCCCCAGUCUCUUUAGACUCUUGUUUUCCCGGGAAACAUCAGCUGAUCCUUUGAGCUUCAUGAUGAAUCACCUAAAUUCUGUAGGCGACACAUGUGGACUAGAGCAGAUCGAUAUGUUUAUCCUUGGGUAUGCCCUUGAAGUCAAGAUCAAAGUGUUCAGACUGUUCAAGUUUAACUCCAGGGACUUUGAAGUCUGCUACCCAGAGGAGCCGCUCAGGGACUGGCCGGAGAUCUCCCUGCUGACCGAGGAUGACCUCCACUACCACAUUCCCAUCUUCUAAGUCUGGCGUGGGCUGGGCACCUGCCCAGGACCGUGGUCACGCUGGCGAGGAAAGUGUUUCCAGAAAACCAAAGCUAGUGUCAUAGCCACUGAAGGGAUUAGGACCUUCUUCCCAGGAUUACAGGUACACGGGAUGCAACAGCGCACACAUGACUUCUUUGUCAGUGAUUUCCUCCAAAGCAGCUGCACUAAUCAAUUUGUGGGUUGGUGGUUUGACCUUGUUUCUAAGGGCUGUGGACCCUUCACACAUGGCGGGCCAUUAAGGGCACGAGACCGUUUAAUUUGGACAAGAACAACAACAGAAAAAAAAUAGAGAAGAAAAUGAGUAGGGAAAAGGACUAACCUAGGAAGAGUGAAUUUCUUUGUCUCGAACUUUUACAAUCUUCAUUUCUUGUCUUUGGUUGAUGUUGGAUCCUCAUGAACUUGGCCUUAUUUUAUACCAUUACCUUUCCAGGAAUCUCUGUGGUAUAUUGAUUUUCUAGAACCACGUGAUUAGCUGUAAAAUUAUGUGUGUGUAUAUGUGUGUUUAUGUGUGAGUGUGUGUGUGUGUGUGUAUGUACAUACACACACACACACUCACACCUAUCCAUACGUAUAGUUUUAUAUGUACAUAUAUAUACAUAGAUAAACACGUAUACACAGAUAACCACUACUUUGUAAUGUUGUACAAUUUGUUUUAUAUCUCUUUACAUUUUUUGUUACGGUAGCAUCUGGCCAGGUUAAUACAUUUUAUAUAGAUAAAAAAGAUAAGUUCUGUAGAUUAAGGCAACUGAAAGACAAUUAUUGAACUGUCAUGAAAAUAUUAAACUGUGGUGGAGUUA